Messenger RNA from Ailuropoda melanoleuca (giant panda), 3208 nucleotides. It is a transcript of the gene DPP10, whose product is annotated as dipeptidyl peptidase like 10. The record is from RefSeq and is a predicted model, not a curated record. Gene Ontology annotation, molecular function: serine-type peptidase activity; potassium channel regulator activity. NCBI's taxonomy places the organism in Eukaryota, Metazoa, Chordata, Mammalia, Carnivora, Ursidae. The transcript is spliced from 27 exons. Gene Ontology annotation, cellular component: plasma membrane; voltage-gated potassium channel complex. The coding region runs from base 34 to 2466 and encodes 810 amino acids. Gene Ontology annotation, biological process: proteolysis; regulation of potassium ion transmembrane transport.
GCAUCCGAGUGCGCUCUGGGGCCGGGUGAGAGGAUGCGCAAGGUGGAGAGCCGCGGGGAAGGGGGGAGAGAGGAACUGGGAAGUAACAGCCCUCCACAGAGAAACUGGAAGGGAAUUGCUAUUGCCCUGCUGGUGAUUUUAGUUGUAUGCUCACUCAUCACUAUGUCAGUCAUCCUCUUAACCCCAGAUGAACUCACAAAUUCUUCAGAAACUAGAUUGUCUUUAGAAGACCUCUUCAGGAGAGACUUUGUGCUUCAUGACCCAGGAGCCCGGUGGAUCAACGAUACAGAUGUGGUGUAUAAAAGCGAGAAUGGACAUGUCAUUAAACUGAAUAUAGAAACAAAUGCUACCACAUUAUUAUUGGAAAACACAACUUUUGUAACCUUCAAAGCAUCAAAACAUUCAGUUUCACCAGAUUUAAAAUAUGUUCUUCUGGCAUAUGAUGUCAAACAGAUUUUUCAUUAUUCGUAUACCGCUUCGUAUGUGAUUUACAACAUACACACUAGGGAAGUUUGGGAGUUAAAUCCUCCAGAAGUAGAGGAUUCCGUCUUGCAGUAUGCAGCUUGGGGUGUCCAAGGGCAGCAGCUGAUUUAUAUUUUUGAAAAUAAUAUCUACUAUCAACCUGAUAUAAAGAGCAGUUCAUUGCGACUGACAUCUUCUGGAAAAGAAGGAAUUAUCUUUAAUGGGAUUGCUGACUGGUUAUAUGAAGAGGAAAUUCUGCAUUCUCACAUUGCCCACUGGUGGUCACCAGAUGGAGAAAGGCUCGCCUUCCUGAUGAUAAAUGAUUCGUUGGUGCCUAACAUGGUUAUCCCUCGAUUUACUGGAGCGUUGUAUCCCAAAGGAAAGCAGUAUCCAUAUCCUAAGGCAGGUCAAAUGAACCCAACCAUCAAAUUAUAUGUUGUAAACCUAUAUGGACCAACUCAUACUUUGGAACUCAUGCCACCUGACAGCUUUAAAUCGAGAGGAGAUGAGCUCCUUGGGGACUUCCUGGGUAAUCCAGAGCCAUGGAGACUAGGAACAAGCAGGGAAUAUUAUAUCACUAUGGUUAAAUGGGUAAGCAAUACCAAGACGGUGGUCAGAUGGUUAAACCGGCCUCAGAACAUCUCCAUCCUCACGGUCUGUGAGACUACCACUGGUGCUUGCAGUAGAAAAUAUGAGAUGACAUCAGAUACUUGGCUCUCCAAACAGAAUGAAGAGCCUGUGUUUUCUAGAGAUGGCAGCAAAUUCUUUAUGACAGUUCCUGUUAAGCAAGGGGGCCGUGGAGAAUUUCACCACAUAGCAAUGUUUCUCGUCCAGAGUAAAAGUGAGCAAAUUACUGUGCGACAUCUGACAUCAGGAAACUGGGAAGUGAUAAAGAUCUUGGCAUACGAUGAAACUACUCAAAAAAUUUACUUUCUGAGCACGGAGUCUUCUCCCAGAGGGAGGCAGCUGUACAGUGCUUCUACUGAAGGACUAUUGAACCGUCAAUGCAUUUCAUGUAAUUUUAUGAAAGAACAAUGCACAUAUUUUGAUGCCAGUUUUAGUCCUAUGAAUCAACAUUUCUUAUUACUCUGUAAAGGCCCAGGCGUCCCCAUGGUCAGUCUACAUAGCACGGAAAACCCAGCAAAAUAUUUUAUAUUGGAAAGCAAUUCCAUGCUGAAGGAAGCUAUCCUGAAGAAGAAGAUAGUAAAGUCAGAAAUUAAAAUGCUUCAUAUUGACGACUAUGAACUUCCUUUACAGUUGUCCUUUCCCAAAGAUUUUACGGACCGAAACCAGUAUGCUCUUCUGUUAAUAAUGGAUGAAGAACCAGGAGGCCAGCUGGUUACAGAUAAGUUCCAUAUUGACUGGGAUUCAGUACUUGUUGACACAGAUAAUGUCAUCACAGCACGAUUUGAUGGCAGAGGAAGUGGAUUCCAGGGCCUGAAAAUUUUGCAGGAGAUUCAUCGAAGGUUAGGUUCAGUGGAAGUAAAGGACCAAAUAGCAGCUGUUAAAUUUUUACUGAAACAGCCAUACAUCGACUCCAAAAGAUUAAGCAUUUUUGGAAAGGGGUAUGGUGGCUAUAUUGCAUCAAUGAUAUUAAAAUCAGAUGAAAAGCUUUUUAAAUGUGGAUCAGUGAUUGCACCCAUCACAGACUUGAAGUUGUACGCCUCAGCAUUCUCUGAAAGAUACCUUGGUAUGCCAUCUCGGGAAGAAAGCACUUACCAGGCAUCCAGUGUGCUACAUAAUAUUCAUGGCUUAAAAGAAGAAAAUAUAUUAAUAAUUCAUGGGACUGCUGACACAAAAGUCCAUUUCCAGCAUUCAGCAGAAUUAAUCAAACACCUAAUAAAAGCUGGAGUGAAUUAUACUAUGCAGGUCUACCCAGAUGAAGGCCAUAACGUAUCUGAGAAGAGCAAGUAUCAUCUCUACAGCACAAUCCUCAGAUUCUUCAGUGAUUGCUUAAAGGAAGAAAUCCCUGUGUUACCACAGGAACCGGAAGAAGAUGAAUAAUGGACCCUAUUUAUAUAGAACUGCAGGGCAUCUUGAGGCUCAAUGAAACCUAACCAAGAGACUGUAAUAUUGUACAUGCUCCAGAAUUUCAAGGGCAGCUUAAGGAGAUGACACUGGAACAGCACACUCAGAGACAAUGAACUAGAAUUUUAAUACAGAUGUCCAAGUCUACUGUGUUGCCACGGGUGCGGAACCUGUUUCUUUGUGUAAGGAAGGUCAAAGGGUUGGUUUCCUGGGAGAAAUUAGUUUUGCAUUAAAGUAGGAGUAGUGCAUGUUUUCUUCUGUUAUCCCCAGAUUUGUUCUGUAACUAGUUGCUCUCAUUUUAAUUUCAGUGGCUACCGUCAUCUUUGCAUAUGAUGCAUACUUAGUACCACAUCCCUGAUCUUUGAUGGCUGAGCUGCAACCUAACACCUUACUGUAUAUCUUUACAAUAAGUGCAAUUCCUUCAUUGUCUAUUAUUAUGCUUAAGAAAAUAUUCAGUUAAUAAAGAGUAUUUUAUGUAAUUCUGUUUAUAAAAAAACAUUAUUAAAUGGGUCAAAGGUCAUGUAGAAAUAUGGAUUUCAGCACCUUCCAAAGUUCAGCCAGUUAUCAGUAGAUACAGUAUCUUUAAAUCAACACACGAGUGUAUGUCUCACAAUAUAUAGACACACGUGUGCAUAUACAGUCAAUAAAUCUAUCUUUACAUGUUAUUCAUGCUACAAAGGAUAAACUUCUGAUGAAUUAGAAGAGAUGCUCUUUUAGA